Trichogramma pretiosum is the source of this 2780-nucleotide messenger RNA. RefSeq lists its product as uncharacterized. Bases 48 to 2297 code for a protein of 749 amino acids. NCBI's taxonomy places the organism in Eukaryota, Metazoa, Arthropoda, Insecta, Hymenoptera, Trichogrammatidae. The record is from RefSeq and is a predicted model, not a curated record. The transcript is spliced from 8 exons.
CGAGGAGUAAAGGAGACACCACCAGUUUGCCACCCUCAACGACCGCAAUGAUGCGAACGAACUGCAGGCUGGCGUUGCUGCCGCUUGCGGUGAUCCUGCUGCUGGAGGGCACCGAGGCGCAGUACAAGUACCGCAGACCGCCGCCCCAGCUGAUCGGUGGGCCACCCCCGCCUCUGCCGCCGCCGCCGCAGAUCUACAAAAAAUCCUGGGCGCCCGGACCGCCGAGGCUCGGUCCCGGGGGCGGAGGCCUGCCGCCGUCGAUGAGCGGCAACUCGAUACACAUGGGCGCGCCCAACUUUCUUCACAAGAGGCCGCCGAUCUUCAAGCCGCCCAAUUACAGAUUCCGUCGACCACCGGGCCCACCCGGAUCACCGAUGCCGCCCAUGUUCAACGUGGUGCCGAGCGCCUACAAGCCCAUGCCGGCCAGCAUCAGUGGAUUACUCGGCGGACCAAUGAAUUUCGGCUCGCUCAAUAAGCAAAAACAGCAGCAGCAGCAGCAGCCACAGCCGCAACAACAGCAGCAGCAACAACAACAACCGCAAGUCCAACAACAACAACAUCAGCCGGUAGUUCAGCCGUCGCUGCAACGAGUCAUCGGGCCCAUGAAGGAGCUGCAGUCGAUGGCCAAACUGCCCCAGCAGUACAGCCCCGAGUACCGUCCGGAGAUGUCUAUGCCGUUGCAUCAUCAUCAUCACCAUCAUCAUCGGGCCGGAGUGGACGACGAUCGCGGCCCCAUACACACGAUCCCCGCUCCGAAUCUCGGACCAGCCAGUAAAUCCUUCCAACAGCAGCAGCAGUACCAGCAACAGCAACGGGAGCAGCAGCAGCAGCAACAACAAGAAGAGUCGAUGAAGAGGCCGACGUAUUCCGUCUCGCAAGUCGACUACUCCACGGUUUUCAAUGGUCAAGACGCCAACGUGGAGAGUCAGCGGAUCUCGCCCGGCAGCAGCGUCGGCCAGCUGGUCCAUCAGUACGAGGUGACGGAAUCCAACGAGAUCAAUUCGGCCACCCCGGCCACGUACUUCACGCCGGAUUUCGACUCGGCGGCCCAGUACGCCGCUGUUUUGCAGGAGCAACAGUUGCAGGCUAACGACGUCUACGCGAACCAUCCAUCAUCGUCGCUCUCGCGCUCGUCUCAGCAGCAGCAGCAGCAGCAAGACUCGGACGCGGACUCGAGCGCCUCGAUGAAUCUGCACAGCACGAUGCACGUUGGGGGCGUUAGCAGCAGCAGCAGCGGAGACAGUCAGUCGUCGGGGCAACAGGACUUGCACGUCGGCCAGCCCGUGGCCGGCGGCCCUACCAUAUCGGCCACCAAGCUCUACGAGGUCCUCAACGCUUUCCCCCAGCAGCUUACCGACCAGUACGCGCUCAGCCAGCAGCCCCAGAUCCAGCAGCACCUGCUGCAGCAGCAGCUCACGCAGAUUUUGCAGCAGCAGCAACAGAGCUUGCAGGACGAUACCGACGCCAAGCAGCAGACGAGCUUCUCGCAGCCGAUCCUCCACUCGUUCAAUUACGACGAGCAAGCCGAUAAGCCGAAACAGCAGCGGAAGCAGCAGUCGCAGUCGCAGCAGCAGCAGAGCGUAUUUGUCAAUCAGAACUACGCCUCGGGCCGCGUGAGCGCCGAUUACAGCCUGUCGCCGGACGCCAGCGACGUGCAGGAAGUCGGCGCGAUCGGCGUCGGCGCGGCCGACGCUGGCGCCCAGCCAGAGAACAACAUCGACUACGAAAAAGCCGCCGCGGCCAACUAUUUGGAAGAUAAGGGCUUGACGAGCCAGUUCUACACGACCCUGCCCAACCGAGACGCGGCGGAAACACUGGCCGCUCUCGCCGCAGCCGGAAACGUCAACAGUCAGCUGAUCGGUCAGCUGCGCAAACAGCAGCAGGAGCAGCGCCAAAGACUAAGGGAGCAGCAACAGAAUAAUCAACAGUCGUCGUCAUCGUCGUCGGCAUCGUCGUCGAUGCCCUCCAAUCACAAGGACGAGAGCGAUAAGGAGCAGCAGCAGCAGCACGAGGUGGCGAGCGAAAAACAGAGUUCGAACACGCAGAAGCAGCUGGAGCAUCGGCGAAAAUUGUUCUAUCGGCGCAACAAAAAUCGAAGCGACACCCCACUGUCCGACGAGGGAAAGAAAGAGGAUACCAAGGACGAUGAAAAGUUAUCACUCAGAAUAAUGGUGUCGGACGAGAGCGCGGAAAAAGAUAAUUCCGAGGAGUACGAGUACGAGAGAGACGAGGCUGACAAUUCACGAAAUAACGAGUCGCCGACAGAAGAGACUGAAUUCGGAUCGCGAAUAGCUUAAGAACAAAAAAUGUGAUGCGGAUGAAUUUGAUCAUUAAAUAGCUAGGUUUUUUUUAUUUAAUUACGAUUUCUUCUAUACUCGAGGAGACAUUCGAAAUAAUUUAUUAAUUUUAGCUGUAGAUUUUUAAGUAUCGUUACUCGUUUGAAAUUAUCGCAUAGAUUUUAAGCGAAUUUGGACUCGAUUCGGCCCAAUUAAGUUGUUCUCGUUGAGUAAAUUUAAUGCUAAAGACGCGUCAAACUCUUAAAAGACUAAUAAUUCUGAUAUAAGUCAAGCGCUAGUUAGCCCAUUCAUUCAUUGUCAUUUUUCAUACUCGUUCAUGUUGUAAAAUUUCAUUGUAAUUGCAUAUUGUAUCUAUUCACUUGCACUUUUAUCAUACAUCAUCAUUAGGAAAAUAUGAUUUGAUGAUAUCUAUCCUCUAUUCCAAAUAUAUGUUCAUUGAAAUACUAACCAUCGUGGUGAAACAAUAAAAUUUUCUCACAGUAA